Rotaria sordida is the source of this 1476-nucleotide messenger RNA. Lineage: Eukaryota; Metazoa; Rotifera; Eurotatoria; Philodinida; Philodinidae. The record is from the annotation of a GenBank genome assembly.
AUGUCACAAAAUAAUUUAACAUUAUGUCGAGCUAAUUAUUUUGAAACAUGUUGGUGUCAUGUUAAUUCAUCUGAAUUAGUAAAAUGUUCUUAUCUAUUACGUCAUGCUACAUCAUUUUCUAAUUCAUCAUAUUUUUGUGUUUAUCAUACAAUUCGAAAAGCCAUUGAAUGUUUUAAUUCAUCUUAUGUAUUUCCGAAUUCUCCUGUUUCAAAUUUUUAUAUUUAUAUGACAUUAUUACUUUGUAUUAUUGGUUUUAUUGGUAAUGGAAUAUCAAUAAUUAUUUUACUUUGUUCCAAACUUAACCGUUUCAAUGUUUAUAAAAAUUUAACUAUUUUUUGUUUUUUAAAUAUAUUAUAUUUAAUAUCAAUAUUAAUUCGUCAUAUAAAUAUUUAUCAACAAGAUUUAAGAGAUACUUCAACAGAAUUAUGUCGUUUACAUAGAUUUACUGUAACUUUUAUUGGUCAUCUUUGUUCAUGGCAACUUGUUUCAACAAGUAUUCAACGUGUUCAUGCAUUACUUAGUUUAAAAACACAUCCAACAACAUCAUGGAUACAAACUUGGAGUAUUUUUUUAAUAUGUAUUGUAAUACCUCUAUUCAUUUUCGAUGCUCAAAUUCUUUUUAAUUAUGGUCUGUUUGAAAAAACUCAUAUUUGUAAUCAAAUAUUAAAUAAUAAUACAAAACAAUUUCAACAUGCAUUAAAAUAUCCAAUUAAUAUUACUAAACUUUCAAAUAAUAUUUCUCUAAAAUAUCAUACAUCUUGGAUUCAAACUCGACCUAUACAAGUUGACAAGAAAAAUAUUUGUACUCUUUGGAAUAUCGUAGAUACAUUUCUCUAUGCAAUUCUACCAUUUAUAAUGACACUCGUAUGUAGUCUUCUUAUUAUAAUUAAAGUAUUUCAAAGACGUCGUUCAACACGAAGCUUUGGUGGAAUACAUCAUAUACAAAAAGGUUCUAAUUCAUGGCCAGAUCAUUUAUCAGUUAUAUUAAUAACAAUAAAUAUUUUAUUUUUAAUCAUGACUGGACCAUCAAAUAUUUGUCUUAUAAUUCAAUCAAUAUAUAAAUGUACUUCGACGAAUUCAUCAUCAUUAAUAAAAAUUUCUCUUAUUUUAAAUGAAUAUUUACGUUUAUUACAAAAUUCUUAUCAUGCAUUAUCAUUUAUAUUUUAUUGUUUUAUUGGAAACAAAUUUCGCAAUUCAGCUAAAUCUAUAUGUCGAACAAUAUAUUGUAAAGCAAUUGAUUUUGGUAUUCCUGAUGCAUGUUCACAAAAACCGUUGAUUUCAUGUUGUAUCGAUCGAAGAUAUUCAUCAAGCACUGGACAAACAACAUCAUCAAAUAGUAGGCCAACUGGUAGCAGACGAUUAACAAUAGAACAAGGAACAAAUAAUUCAUUACCAUUGAAUGUAAUUACACGACCUACUUACGUUACUUUUAAUGUUAGGGAAAAACGAAUACGAUAUUUUACUACAUCUAUUUAA